Eptesicus fuscus (big brown bat) is the source of this 3815-nucleotide messenger RNA. It is a transcript of the gene SLC5A3, whose product is annotated as solute carrier family 5 member 3. The coding region runs from base 530 to 2689 and encodes 719 amino acids. Gene Ontology annotation, cellular component: plasma membrane. Lineage: Eukaryota; Metazoa; Chordata; Mammalia; Chiroptera; Vespertilionidae. The transcript is spliced from 2 exons. Gene Ontology annotation, molecular function: D-glucose:sodium symporter activity. The record is from RefSeq and is a predicted model, not a curated record. Gene Ontology annotation, biological process: inositol metabolic process; myo-inositol transport; transmembrane transport.
CCAGUGAGUGCUCCGAACUUCGCUGUCUAAAUGAACGGAGGAACUCGAGGUCCCGUGGGAGAUGCUGGGUGUGUCAUGGUGGGAGUGAACAGAGGACUGGCCAUCCUAGAACGAGCUUCCGAGGAGGAUCACAGCCUGCUUUUGGAUCCUGGCACCUGCCUCCGAGGAUGCCACCUGUUGGUAACAUGACAUCGGAGGGUUGGUACAGUAGGCUUCACUAGACUUAGCUGCAACUCAGAAUUUCUCCUCCCGCACCCGAGCAAAUGCUGACGGUCUGGUGAGAGUGGAUUAAGAGUACGAGCUAAGUUCUCAAUCCCAGUUAAGAAGCGGAGGAAAAUUUAAACUGUCUCCUUCCACGUUUAUCACAACACCACCAUCAAGACAGCAAACCAAAGGACAAAGACUGGCCUGCCCUGUUGCUCUGUAGUCCAGGUCACGUGCGGUUUACAGCCUUGGCUGGCUCACUAAUGAGUAAAUAAAAAGGCGGACACUUCUGUUACCGGACACGUUUACUCACAGAGUCCCCAGAAUGAGGGCUGUGCUGGAGACAGCAGACAUUGCCAUCGUGGCCCUGUACUUUGUCCUGGUCCUGUGCAUUGGUUUCUUUGCCAUGUGGAAGUCUAACAGGAGCACCGUGAGUGGGUACUUCCUGGCUGGGCGCUCGAUGACCUGGGUAGCGAUCGGUGCCUCUCUGUUUGUGAGCAACAUUGGGAGUGAGCACUUCAUUGGGCUGGCGGGAUCUGGAGCUGCAAGUGGAUUUGCAGUCGGUGCCUGGGAGUUCAAUGCCUUACUGCUGUUGCAACUUCUGGGAUGGGUUUUCGUCCCCAUUUACAUCCGGUCGGGGGUAUACACCAUGCCUGAGUACUUGUCCAAGCGGUUCGGUGGCCAUAGGAUUCAGGUCUAUUUUGCAGCCUUGUCUCUGAUUCUCUAUAUCUUCACCAAGCUCUCAGUGGAUCUGUAUUCGGGCGCCCUCUUUAUCCAGGAGUCUUUGGGUUGGAACCUGUAUGUGUCUGUCAUCCUGCUCAUUGGCAUGACCGCCUUGCUGACUGUCACCGGAGGCCUCGUGGCGGUGAUCUACACAGACACGCUCCAGGCGCUGCUCAUGAUCGUGGGGGCCCUCACACUUAUGGUUAUUAGCAUGAUGGAGGUUGGCGGGUUUGAGGAAGUUAAGAGAAGGUACAUGUUGGCCUCACCCAAUGUCACUUCCAUCCUGUUGACAUACAACCUUUCCAACACAAAUUCUUGUAAAGUCCACCCGAAGAAGAAUGCGCUGAAAAUGUUGCGGAGUCCGACAGACGAAGACGUGCCUUGGCCGGGAUUCCUUCUCGGCCAGACCCCAGCUUCCGUGUGGUACUGGUGCGCCGACCAGGUCAUCGUGCAGAGGGUCCUGGCAGCUAAAAACAUCGCGCACGCCAAAGGCUCCACUCUGAUGGCCGGCUUCCUGAAGCUUCUGCCCAUGUUUAUCAUUGUGGUCCCAGGCAUGAUUUCCAGGAUACUGUUUGCGGAUGACAUAGCUUGCAUCAACCCGGAGCACUGCAUGCAGGUGUGUGGGAGCAGAGCCGGGUGCUCCAAUAUCGCGUACCCGCGCCUGGUGAUGAACCUGGUCCCCGUGGGCCUCCGGGGCCUGAUGAUGGCGGUGAUGAUCGCAGCGCUGAUGAGUGACUUGGACUCCAUCUUUAACAGCGCCAGCACCAUCUUCACCCUGGACGUGUACAAACUCGUCCGCAAGAACGCCGGCUCCCGGGAGCUGAUGAUCGUGGGGAGGGUAUUUGUGGCUUUCAUGGUGGCGAUCAGCAUCGCCUGGGUGCCCAUCAUCGUGGAGAUGCAAGGAGGCCAGAUGUACCUCUACAUUCAGGAGGUGGCAGAUUACCUGACGCCCCCCGUUGCGGCCCUGUUCCUUCUGGCAAUUUUCUGGAAGCGCUGCAACGAACAGGGGGCUUUCUAUGGUGGAGUGGCUGGCUUUGUUCUCGGAGCCGUGCGCCUAAUCCUAGCCUUCACCUACCGGGCCCCGGAGUGCGACCAGCCCGACAACAGGCCCGGCUUCAUCAAAGACAUUCACUACAUGUACGUGGCCACAGCGCUGUUUUGGGUCACGGGGCUCAUUACUGUGAUUGUGAGCCUCCUCACGGCCCCGCCCACGAAGGAACAAAUCCGUACCACCACCUUCUGGUCGAAGAAGAGCGUGGUGGUGGAGGAGAGCUGCUCCCCGAAAGACGAGCCAUACAAAAUGCAGGAGAAGAGCAUCCUGAGAUGCAGUGAGAACAGUGAGCCCAUCACCCACAUCAUUCCCAACGGGAAAUCGGAAGAUAGCAUCAAGGGCCUUCAGCCUGAAGACGUGAAUCUCCUGGGGCCCUGCAGAGAGGAGGGCCCCCCCGCGGCUUCCUUAGGGCAUUCAGAGGCAGAAACACCAGUGGAUGCUUAUUCCAAUGGGCAGGCAGCGCUCAUGGGGGAAAAAGAGAGAAAGAAAGAAGCAGAGGCUGGAGGUCGCUGCUGCAAGUUAAUAGAUUGGUUCUGCGGCUUUAAAAGUAAGAGCCUCAGCAAGAGGAGUCUCAGAGACCUGGCGGAGGAGGAGGAGGCCGUCUGUUUGCAGAUGUUGGAAGAGCCGCCACACAUUAAACUGAUACUGGAUAUUGGGCUUUUUGCUGUGUGUUCGCUUGGAAUUUUCAUGUUUGUUUAUUUUUCCUUAUGAACUCCUAAGGACAUGGUGAGACGGUAACUUAAGAAAAUACUGGUCUUUGGAAAAAAAACUUACGUAACUGUUGCAUCUUUCAGGCAUUGUUUACGCUGUAGGUUUUAGCCAAUUUUUACUUAGCAGAACAUCAUCUAUUUGCAAGACUUCAUUUCCCCAGAGACGGAUGAAAGUAAAUUUUAACCUAAAUGAAGCAAAGCUUGUUUAAUAGACUGAAUUGUGCAAAUAUGGUUUAAAAUUUUUCAUACCAAAGUAAGACCGAUUAUUCUCACAGAACACCCAGAGCAGAUCUAAGCUGUCGCGAGAAAGUGAACUGUCUACACUGCCAGGUCCUGGCAGGUCUUAACCUGAAGUAGAAGACUUGCUCAUUUCCCAGUGUUUUCCUGUCUCUGUAAUCCCUACUACCAUUUUUUAAAAAUGUGCACUUGUAGACAUUGUAUAAUCAAUUAUGUGCUGAAAGUCUAACUUAUGUGCUAGUGAGGUGCUUGUUUCAGGACAAGUUAGUUAGCUGCCAGGUUCAUUGGGUUAGCAUGAGCCUAUGGAUUCUGAUUGCCAAAAGGAAGGAAGAAUGUCUUUCUGUAGCUGUUCCUGUACCACCGGGGUAUGCAGUGGUGGGGGAAAGUUUGUUCAGUUCCUUUCUCCCCACUUUGAAUUUUAGUGAACCAUACUCAGAUGACCACCAAGUCUGUCUUCAUAUACAGUUGUAUGUCAUUAUUGUAUGUUUAAGUGGUUAUGGGGGGAAGAUGAAGUAAACAUUGCUGAUGACCUCCACGUUCAUUGGCCAAAUUCAGGUGGUUCAUAUUGUUGGGGAGUUUUGCAGCCCCCAAGCCGUGUUUGAUCAGCUUGAGCUAAGCAGGCGAUUGCUUGUACUCCACUAAUCCUCUAGGUAUGUUCUUGGCGUUGGGUGACGUUCUUUCUUAGCCAAUGCCUUCCCAAGUAGAUCCAGUUGGAAGUUAUGUUCAGAAAUUGGAAGAAAAAUGGACACUGCCUUUGUGCUGGGUUGCCCUGCUUGAUCAGAUCACAGAUACACUGAGGUUGUUAAGGCUUUAGAGGGAGAAUUUAAUUCUGAGAUCAUAUUGUAUUCUUGAUAAGUGUUUUUCUUGAUACACCUUUUCAAAAGACUUAC